Molecule: messenger RNA, 1869 nt
Organism: Cydia pomonella (codling moth)
Lineage: Eukaryota; Metazoa; Arthropoda; Insecta; Lepidoptera; Tortricidae
Product: KRAB-A domain-containing protein 2-like
Exons: 4
Coding region: 1-1869 (622 amino acids)
Biological process (GO): DNA integration
Molecular function (GO): nucleic acid binding
Source: RefSeq, a predicted model, not a curated record
AUGGAUGUGGAGGACGCAAAAUUCGAAGAAAAGAAAUCGCCGACACAAUAUAGUAGGCUUAAACGCUUUAAUGUCAUUGAAGUCUGUGGUAUAAAAAAGUUAGUCACAAAUACAGAGCCUUUCAAAUAUUUUUUACCGGCUGAAGAAAUCUACGAUAUAAUUGAUGCAGCACAUAUUUCUAUUGGACACGGUGGUCGCGAUAGACUUAAAAAUGAAACGGCAAAAAAAUACGCUAAUAUUACAAAAGAGAUGAUUACCAUAUAUUUAUCUAUGUGUGAGGUAUGUCAGAGGAAGAAGAGUAAGAAAAAGAGGGGUUUAGUAUCGAAACCCAUUCUGCACACUGAAAUGAACAGCCGCUGCCAAGUAGAUCUUAUUGAUAUGCAGUCGCAAGAAGAUCGCGGGCAUAAGUUCAUUAUGGUAUAUCAGGAUCAUUUGACCAAAUUUGUAAUUCUGCGACCACUGACAUCAAAACGAGCUACAGAAGUUGCAUAUCAAUUGAUGGAUAUUUUUUUGACCUUUGGAGCGCCAUGCAUUUUGCAUUCUGACAAUGGAAGAGAAUUUGUGAAUUCAGUUAUCAAAGAAUUAGCAUCAUAUUGGCCGGAGUUGAAACUUGUUACUGGAAAACCACGUCAUAGUCAAAGCCAAGGAUCCGUGGAAAGGGCUAACCAAGAUGUUGAGAAGAUGCUAGCAUCUUGGAUGCACGACAAUAAAAGUACUAACUGGUCUAACGGUCUCAAAUUUGUUCAAUUCAUGAAAAAUAGAGCAUUUCAUUCAGGGAUAAAGCAGUCUCCGUACCAAGCAAUGUUUGGAACUGAACCUAAAGUGGGACUAACAACAUCAAAGUUUCCUUUAGAGAUUAUAAAUGGAUUGAACAAUAAAGAAGAAUUGCAACUUGCAAUCACAGAGUUAAAUCGAAACUUCAGUGAUAAUGAUAAUGCAGGAAAUCAAGAUGAACAGGAAAAUAAUGACACUGAAGAAGUUGGUGAAGAUGAAGAUGACGAUGACGAUGGAGAAAAUGUAGAACAAGAAACUAUUAAUCAUAACAGUAAGGAAACAAUGAUAUUGGAAGCAAGAGAAAAAGCACAUUGCAAUUUAGCAAAACAAGCAAAAAGAAUGAAAACAGCAAGUGAUGAAUCGCAUCCACCGUUGAAAGUCGGAGACAAUUUGAUCAUACCGAUUCCAGACGUAGACAAAGGAAAGGCAGACCUUCGUAAUGUAAUUGGAGUUGUACUGGAAGUAACUUCAGAACAGUUAUACAAAAUUGGGACUAAGAGUGGAAUUUUGAACAAAUUAUACUGUAGGUCAGAAUUCGACGGGUGUGAAGAAAAGUUUCUCCGACAACAUGAGGUGCCGAACGUGACAAUUGCAUUACGAACUGCUGCAAAGAACGUCGCUACUGGAACAGGACAAGGUUAUGCACGAUGUGUAUGUUCUUCAGGCUGCAAAAACAACAGAUGUUUCUGCAAGAAAAAGGGGUUGCUGUGCCGAAAAAAAAAGGAACGACGCAAACUAAGUAGAGAAAAACAACUAGAAAAGAAGAGGAUAGCAGAACGUAUUAGAAAAGCAAAAAUAGCAAGCAACCCAGCACUUUAUGAGAAAUAUAAAGAAAAAGACAGACAACGUUACCACAAUAAGAAAGCGGCCGACUGUCCAACGCCGCAGUAUAUCAAGUCGAAACGAGGGAAGCGUUUGAUACUGUUCAAGGGCUACACUUAUUUCGAGUACCAAAACAGUCGAGGACUGAAACGCCGAUGGAUAUGUUCCACGCACUACCCUAAGGGAUGUAGGGCUACUAUAACCAUGAUAGACGAUGAGGUCAUAGCGAUAAAUGAUAGUCACAAUCAUGAUCCACCAGUGAAAACGUACUAA